Molecule: messenger RNA, 3606 nt
Organism: Amorphotheca resinae ATCC 22711
Lineage: Eukaryota; Fungi; Ascomycota; Leotiomycetes; Helotiales; Amorphothecaceae
Exons: 3
Coding region: 377-3166 (929 amino acids)
Cellular component (GO): cytoplasm; nucleus
Molecular function (GO): ubiquitin binding
Source: RefSeq, a predicted model, not a curated record
CUGUUGCCCGCGUCGUGGAUUCCGUGAAACUUUGAAUUCAGAGAAAACUCCCUUGAAAAGCCUCCCAGCACCAAGCUGAUUCUCGUCCUACACUUCUUCCCCCCGUGUUCUGUCCCUCACAGCCUCGUGUGUUGCGUGCCGUGGUCGAGCCGAAAAUAAGCACUGUACUGUCGAGAGCGACGCGGGUACCGUAUUGCCAGUGAAUGAAUUCUCAGGAGAAAACCUUACGCGAACACCGAUCACAGAUCAUUCCGUCCCGGUCGUCAUCCUCAAUCCAAACACCUCGCCCAUCCUCACCUUCUCACACUUAGAUCCCCUCCAGCAUUUCUCCCUAUCCUGGCUGAUUCACAACCACACACAACCCUCAUACACUACGAUGUCUGAGGUUCAAUCACGACCUGCCGCGCCUCGCGGUAGAGGCUCAGCUCGUGGAGGUCGAGGAGGUUUCUCAUCCAGAGGAGGACGCGGCGGUCGAUCUUCUCACGCAAUUAAUGGCGACAAGCCUGAUCCUAUAGCUACAUCAAUUGAAGAGGAUGGAGAGGUCGCCCAGCUGAAGAAGCAAUAUGGUAGCAAAGUCACUACCAUCAAGGAGAUGUUCCCCGACUGGACAGACGAAGAUGUUGUUUUUGCCUUGCAGGAAACCGAUGGUGAUCUGGAGACAACAGUCGAUCGCAUAACAAAUGGUUCGAUCUCACAAUGGGGCGAGGUUUCGAAGGCCAAAAAGGAUCGAUCCAGAUCUAAGGCGAAGGACGCAACCACUACAACCUUUGGAGACUCAACCAAUCAAGGAAAAGUCGCACGUGGUGGUCGAUCUGGCUUAGAAGGAGGCAGAGGACGUGGUCGCGGCACUGAACGAGGCAGAGGUGGACGAGGCCGUGGAGCAUCGACCGCACAUACUAAUGGCUCACGCAAGGAAAAUACUGAACCUUCUGUGCCUACUGUCGAAUCGAAUGCAUGGGGAACCACCGCCACUGAUGAUGCGCCAGCCUGGGAGACGGCUAAGCCAUCUGGAAACGACAGCUGGGGUGCUUCUGCGACUGAAGCUACAUCUUCUACCGCGACAGUCGCCACUAAGCCUGCAUCGAGCAUUAUUCCGGACGGUGUCAAGAAGAGCUGGGCAAGCAUGUUUGCGACGCCUGCACCGGCACCAAAGAAAGCCCCAGAGCCAGUUGAGAAGCCCAUCGAACCUACAAAACCUGAAGAAGCCACUGAACCCCCCGCAAAAGAACCUGAGACUCCUGCCCCCGCGCCUGCACCUGUUGAAGUUACAGAGACAACCGCUGUCGCCGCCGAAACUACGCUUCAGGAAACCGAAGCUACGAUUGCUCCUUCAAAGGAUGAACUGACUGAAGAUAAUCUGGAUCAACUCCCUGAUACCUCUAAUCCACCCCCAACCGCCACUGCUGCCAGCACUGCUGCUAGCUCUUGGGAUGCUCGAACCGCUACUGGUAAUAAUACUUCAUACUCAGCUUUGCAAGGUCAACCUCAAGCGACCCGUCCUCAACCAACCAGCGGAUUCCAAGCUUCGGCUUUGAAGGCGACAGGACCGUCUAAUAGGACUCCAAGUUACCAACGUCGUGUGCUGGACCAGGAGGAGGCUGUCCGAAUGCCCGGAAACCGCGAGGUGGACCGAGCUGCUGUUCAAUUUGGCGCUUUCAACCUGAACGGAUCUGGGGAUGAGGAUGUCGACGGCGACCGUGAGGAGCCCGAGACUCGAGCUCAACCACCUCAGCAUUCGCCAGUCGCUCAUCCUCGGGCUGCUUUACCACCUGCCCCCCAACAGGCUGCUAUUCCUGAGAAUGCCCCAACGCCGAAGCAGACGGCUGGAUUGCCAACAGCUGCUGCUCCUGGCCUUCCGUCUCCCCAACCUCUCAUUGAUGCCCAGAACACCCAGCAAGGGCCCCAAGGUAAUGGCCAGUUCAGUGGAUAUGGUCGAUAUGGCCAACCCGGUGUUCAAGAGUCUUCAUUGCCUCCGAAACCAUAUGACACAUUCAGCCAGCAAGCCCCAGCGACUCAGAGCCCCUUCGAAGGUUAUCCAAACCAACAAUCACAGUCUCAGCCACAGCCACAGUCUGGGGCUUUCUCUUCCGCACCAAAUGAAUACUCUUCUUAUUAUACAGCAGACCCCCAACAACGUAAUGCGUACAGUUAUUACCAGCAACAGUAUGGACAGCAAGGCGCACAAGGCCAGGACUCGGCUCUCCAGCAGAGAUCAUACAGCGGGUACAAUGGUCCUCAAGCUGAGGUUGCUUCUCAAUUUCCCCAGAGCGCAGCCCAGCAAGCUCAAUCACGCUACGCUACAGCUGGAGACGGUCAAACGAGUGGCCACACAACUCCAAACCCAGUUGCUCAGACUCCAGGUGCUGGUCAGGGCGCUCAACCUCAACCAGGUCACCCCCAACAACCUCAAGCUGCAAACUACCCAUAUGGCCACCCUUACUACUCGAGCCCAUACUACGCCCAAUACCUCAACCAGUACCAGCAGUAUGGUGCGGGCAACUAUGCUGGAGGCCCGUACCCUGCUAAGGCCGGUCUCCAUGCCGGAGGUUAUCCGGGGUAUGCAAUGUCUCCUGGUGCCCCUUAUGAACAUGCUUCGUCUCCCGCAGCGGCUGGGUUUGGAGCAUCCUCGUUGCAUGGGCGUGACAGUGCGUUGGGUGGAGGUUUAGGAGAUUAUGGUCGUGCUGGAUCGGCCCAGUCAUCUCAAACCCCGCAGGGAUUAGGAAGCGGAGCGUUUGGAGGCCAUGAUGCAUUUGGUCCUGGAAGCGCGUACCAGGGACGGGCUUACGGUCAGCAAGGCAGUCAGCCCGGUGCGGGCGAUGACUUGAAGCCAUUUGGCGAUGCAAAGGGCGCCAACGGACCUAGCCCAUCGCUUUCGCAGCCCGGUCGGCCAGGAUCUGCCACAAACACUGCACCUGGUUCAGUCCUCCCUCCACCGCAAUCUCAACAAGGAGGUUACGGGGGAUACCCAGGUCAUCUUCAGCAAGCUCAUGGACUUCACGGUAGCCAAGCUGGUAGUCAAUAUGGACUUGGAGGCGCUGGAGGUCAUCAAGCAGCUGGGCAAGGCCACCAAAGCAGCCAAUAUGGAGGCUACCAGGCUUUCGGAGGCAACUUCUAUGGCAACAGCCAGCAACAACGCGGAGGAUGGGGCGGCAACUAUGGACAUUAAUUGGCCACAUCAAGUAGCUGCACGUCCUUGGUAGAUUGUCGCCCACCACGGAAACUUCUACUCAAAACUGUGUUACUACUAUUUUCGGAGGGUCUUUUUUGCGCUCAUUUCAUCAAAGGGAACGGGAAAAACGUCGAACUCGGACUGGUCACUAUCAUAAUUCUGCGUUGCUUUGCCCGUCAUUACAAGGCCGGCAACCCUGUCUGUACUUUUCUUCGCAGCCCCCCACUCUGUUUUCAAUUAGUUUCUGAACCUGUUUCUUCAUCUCUCAUCUCUCACAUAGAAACCAAGCAAGCCAUCACAGACAUUGCGAAUACCUUUUUUUCCAAAGCACUCGCGCAAAAGAAAAGCAUCAUGGUUGUUCUUAUCUGUCUGUGAGGGGCGGGAUGGGUCAUCGAGCGUACUUCAGUUUUGGUGUGUCUUUUUCUUUUUUUUUUUUU